GUCUUUAUGAUUAGUUCAGAUUAUCAGGGGGGUCACAAUGAUAAAAGUAGAUUAGAAAGGCAGCACGAACGCCAGGACUUUACCAGGGGUCUAUAGAAAUCAGUCCGUACCCUAACACCCAAUGGUCUAGCUCAGAAAGAAGACUCUGUAAACAUACUGAUUUUCGGGUUUCCGUUCUUGGGUAAAUCAUUGUAUUCAAAAAAAUUUAAGUGCACCGGAUUUUAGUUCUCAUUGCAAAGGGCGAUUAGUAUAAGGGAUGCCACCCAAAAAGGUUGUUAGGAAAAAGAAAAAGAAACCCGUUAAAAAGGACCCUGUAAUUACAGACGAACAAAUUAAAUUGUACCAAGACGUGUUCAGGCGAUUCGACAAGGACAAGAAUGGAACGAUAUCAGUAGAGAACCUUGAGAAAGUCAUGAGGGCCCUGGGUCAAGAGGUCACGCAAGAUGAUGUCAAGGCCAUGAUCCGUGAAUACGACAGAAGUGCCAAUGGAUUCAUCCACUACGUGGACUUCAUGGAAAUCAUGGCAAGGAGGGGUGACCAGACAGAGAUUAUGACAGAGGAUGAAUUGGCCGAGGUGUUCAGUGUGUUUGAUAUGGACGGCUGUGGCAAGAUCACGGCCAACGAUCUGAGAGAAGCAAUGGCAGCUCUGGGCAACAGUAUAACGGAAGAGGAAGCAGAGGAGCUAAUAUCGAAGGCGGAUAUGGACGAAGACGGCAUGGUUAACGUUACAGAAUUUCGAGCCGCCUUUGAGAUGUUAGACGUGAAGGGAACAGGAAAGGUUUCUAUAAACCAACUCUCAGGGAUAAUUAAAAGCAUAGACCCCACGGCCAAACGCUCAGAUAUCAACAGUAUGAAGAAACUAUUGGACAAAGAUGGUGAGUUCGGCUUCGAGGAUUUUGUGACGGUUUUGGCUUUUCGAAUGCGACAGGCCGACUUAGAAGAAGACUUACAGAAGGCGUUCAAGAUUUUUGACAGGGAUGGCGACGGAUACAUUACGGUGAAGGAGCUGAGAUAUUUGAUGACCAAUCUAGGAGAACGAUAUACAGAGGAGGAGGUGACAGAAAUGAUACGAGAGGUCGACCUAGAUUGUAAAGGAAAGGUAGAGAACCUCACAGAAGAACAGAUAAAUGAUAUCAAAGAAGCGUUUUUGGUGUUUGACAAAGAUGGCGACGGAACGGUCAGCACGGAAGAACUGGGAGAGGUCAUGAGAUCAAUGGGACAAAAUCCCACAGAGAAGGAACUCAUGGACAUGAUUGCUGAAGUUGAUGUAGAUGGAAAUGGUGAUGUGGAAUUUGACGAAUUCCUACAAAUGAUGGCCAAACAGAUGCAGUGUACGGAUUCUCCUGAUGAGCUGAUCGAGGCCUUCCAAGUGUUUGAUGAGACUAAAAGUGGACUCAUAUCCGUGGCUGAGUUCCGGAGCGUAAUGACGACUUUAGGAGAACGACUAACGGACGAUGACGUCGAUGAAAUGAUCGCUGACACAGGACUCGGAGGCAACGGUUACAUUCGGUACAAAGGUAUCUUGAAUACCAGCGUUAAUUUUAUUGAUUAAACGACCAUAAUAAAC
Molecule: messenger RNA, 1567 nt
Organism: Magallana angulata
Lineage: Eukaryota; Metazoa; Mollusca; Bivalvia; Ostreida; Ostreidae
Product: calcium-binding protein LPS1-alpha-like
Exons: 9
Coding region: 257-1552 (431 amino acids)
Molecular function (GO): enzyme regulator activity; calcium ion binding
Source: RefSeq, a predicted model, not a curated record